Messenger RNA from Drepanopeziza brunnea f. sp. 'multigermtubi' MB_m1, 1629 nucleotides. RefSeq lists its product as uncharacterized. NCBI's taxonomy places the organism in Eukaryota, Fungi, Ascomycota, Leotiomycetes, Helotiales, Drepanopezizaceae. The record is from RefSeq and is a predicted model, not a curated record.
AUGUUCCGCCUCCGAAAUUGGCUCACAGCUAUCACGGUCACAAUGCUGGCUCCAGAGUUAGGCAGCGCAGAUUGGACCUUCAAAUCACGACCAGAUUUGUCUCCUCCAACCCUCAACAUCACGCUGUCAACCCCAUCCGAGAUAUCGCCAGGCUAUAUCUUCGUAUCGCCACGUCCGUCUCGUAGAGUCAAACCCAUUGGGCCUUUCGGCCCAGUCCAAGCCGGGCCGUACAUUUUUACAACCACCGGAGAACUUGUUUGGUCGGGAAUCGGAUCAUUCUCAGCUGCCACGAACAAUUUUCAGGCUGCGCGGUUGAAUGGACAAGAUGUGCUGUUUGGAUUUGAAUUCGAUGCAACGUCCAGACGAACUCAAUUUGGACAAGGGCGAGUGAGGAUACUGGACCGCAAGUAUGAGAUGGUCAAGGAGGUUGCCAUGAUGAAUCACAUAAUUGCCGACAAGCACGAAUUCCAGAUUAGGAACGAGAAGACAGCGCUAUUCGUAUCGUACACGCCAGUGCAGUGUGAUUUGACAGAAUUCAGCACUAGUCCUAAGGCUCAAUGGCUUUUGGAUGGAGUAUUCCAAGAGGUUGAUAUAGAGACUGGACGCCUCGUUUUUGAGUGGCGAAGCCUCGACCACGUGUCUCCAAGCGAAUGCGUUGUGCCCCUAUCUACAUUGUCGCUGGGCAGCGGACUCAACAACACGGACGCUAUAGACUUCUUCCACAUCAACUCGGUCGACGGAGACGGGAAGAACUACUUGAUAUCCGCUCGCCGCACGUCCACUAUCUACAAGGUCAACGGAACUACGGGAGAUAUCAUCUGGCGCCUGGGCGGCAAGUAUUCGAACUUCACGUUUGGACCUGGAGCUUCAUUCGGCCUUCAGCACGAUGCGCGAUUCGUUUAUAGUUCUGAGGGUGCCGACACUGCAACCAUCAGCCUGUUCGACAACAGUGGUCAACGCUCCUGCGACGGGGAAUGGGAGAACGAAUCCAGCGGUAAGAAACUUGUCUUGGACACCCAGAACUGGACAGCAAACCUAGUUCAAAAGUUCGCAGCACCCAACGGCGAAUUUGCGUUCGCGAUGGGCAACACGCAGGUGCUGCCCAACGGCAACGUCUUCGUGAAUUGGGGGACAGCAGGCGCAAUCACGGAAUUCUCGCCGAGUGGUACUACCGUCUUCCAUGCAUAUCUCGACAGCGGGGUGCUUUUCCGGAACGGAAGACCGGCGAGCUAUCGCGGAUUCAGAUUCAACUGGACAGGAAUGCCGAGUGAGGACCCUGCAAUCGUCUCACUGGCAAAUCGCGAGAGCAUGACGGUUUAUGUGAGCUGGAAUGGCGAUACUAAGACGAAGUCAUGGCAGUUCUGGGGUAUUGAUCCUGAAGGUAGAGAGGAAUUGCUCGGCGAGGAAGAGAGGAUGGGGUUCGAAACGGAAUUUCAUGUUGAGAGUGGAAGCGGUUGGAAAGGGUUCCUGGCCAAAGCGUUAGGGAAAGAUGGAAAAGUGUUGAGAAUGUCGAAGGUGGCAAAGGUGAGACCAUACAUCUCUCCGUAUGAUUCGGAGAAGGAUGGCCUCGCCGUCGAGAAAAAUAGCCCCCAAGCCUUGGUACACGAAGGCCGAAAGAGCGAGUUAUGA